Molecule: messenger RNA, 1192 nt
Organism: Trichoderma harzianum CBS 226.95
Lineage: Eukaryota; Fungi; Ascomycota; Sordariomycetes; Hypocreales; Hypocreaceae
Exons: 3
Coding region: 113-994 (293 amino acids)
Cellular component (GO): extracellular region
Source: RefSeq, a predicted model, not a curated record
CUACAUUUUGGGCUCACUUUGGGUGGUGCUUGCAUGCGUGUUUGCUUUUAGUCUAUGCGCGCUUCCCACUCAGAGCGCUUACACAACACCACAAAAACUUCCUAUAAUCAUCAUGAGACUACUACUCUUCAUAUAUACGCUUAUUACUUUCUUCAAAUUCUCUUCCUCUACAGUCGUCGUCACAAUCACCGCCGCCCCAGCCAUCCCCUCCGGCGAACCAUCCUACUCCAACUCUGCAUCUUUUACUUCUGCGAUUCUUAAUUCGACUAAUACCUACCGCCGCGAAUACAACGCCACUUCAUUAUACUGGAAUACCACUCUAGAAAAAUUCGCUACUGCAUAUCUCCAAUCGGAUACAACCUGCCGUUUCGCCCACUCAGGCGGCCCAUACGGCGAGAAUAUCGCAAUUGGAUAUGCGAACGCGACAGCGACGGUAGAAGCUUGGGGUAACGAGGAUGAAAAAUACAACUUCAACAAUCCUGGCUUCACGGAAGAGACGGGACACUUUUCGCAGCUGGUCUGGAAAGCGACGAGGGGCGUUGGGUGUGGGAGGAAGUUGUGUGGUACGAGAGGCUGGUUUGUAGUGUGUGAGUAUUGGCCGAGGGGGAAUGUAGGGGGUCAAUAUGGGGAGGAGGUUGACAGAAGAGUUGGAGGUGGAGGUGCAGGCGGAGGAGCGACGAGACUGAGCGGUGGUGUUGUCGCCGCUAUUGCAGUAGUGUACACUACUGCUCUUCUUGCCCUAGCUGCCACUGCCAUCGCCGUGCCCACCACCAGUAGCAACAAAGGUAAUGGCGGUGGUAAAGACAACAACGGUGGAGAAAGUACCUGCAACACCAACCAGGUUGCAGUUUGCUGCAAUGGUCUUCUGGGAGGCAUACUCUGCAAUAUUGGUAUCCUCGGAAACAGCUGCAGCAGCGGCUCAUAUUGCUGUGAUUCGAGCGCAGAACAGGGCGGCCUUAUCAACCUGAACCUUCUCAACUGUGUUGCUCUUUAAUCAGGAAUUGCCCAGAAAGUGGUCUAUUUGGCCCGACUCUUGUGGUCAGCACAACGAGAUUACCCUUAUCGACUUAUACCAGACUCGAUGAGAGUCAGCAUUCAUCCGCAACGACUCGGACAUAUCAACUGGAGAUUUAAGUUCCCUUCGCUACGCUCAUUUAGAUAACUUGGAGAGCCAGUUGUUAGCAAAGUAUUC